AUGUACUCGUGGAGGGUUAAGGCGCUGAGGAGUUGGAUGGGGGAGUUCAAAGCCGAUGGCGAAAGGCAGCUUAUGGUUUCGGAUCUCGAGAGCUUGGGUCAUCUGGACCAGUACCACUAUCGUGGCCUAGCUGCAUGUGAUGAGGUUAUUGCCACUCUGGGCCUCGGUCCUGGUAUGAAGGUGCUUGACGUUGGCUGUGGUGUUGGCGGUCCUGCCAGAUAUAUAUCGUAUAAGUCGGGAUGCUCGGUGGUCGGCUACGAUGUGCAGGAGGAGUUAAUUGAAGUGGGGAAGGAAAUUACGGAGGCGGUGGGCCUGUCGAAUAAGGUCGACCUUGUUUGUGGUGAUGCUGCAAAAGAUAUGUAUGCUUCGGAAAAUAGAGAAAAAUUUGACUCUGCGUUCUCGCUGCUGGUGAUACUCCACAUCCCUGAUCGUAUAGCUGUUUUGAAGGCCAUGUAUGAGGCCCUGAAACCUGGCGGAUCGGUAUUGAUAGAAGACAUGGUCCAUCUCACUAAGGAAGGGCCCUUCACUACGAAGGAAGGGCAACUCCUUCGGGACAUGGUUGGAGCUCACAAAGUCUCCGAUGUGGAAAGGAGAGACCUGUUGGAGGCAGGUUUUGUGGACAUCGAGUUCAGGGAUUUGACCAGCAUCUGGCGGCCGUGGUCGCAGCAGAGAUCGGACGAUUAUGAGGCGAGUAAGGAGCGACAGAUAUCUAGUAUUGGAGAAGAGCAUUAUUGCAAUCGUUCUAAGUUCUACGCUGCAGUGGCGGAGCUGUUCAGAGGAGGUCGUCUUGGCGGUGUGAGUAUCACUAUGAGGAAGCCAACAGUUAUGGAGAGGAAUUUGAUAAAGGGUCGAGCUGCUCUGGCAGAGGAGAGAAUACUCGAGGGCAAGGGCGGCCGUUGGAUGGAAAUCAAACUGGCGACCAGUUGGGCAUUGUUCGAUUAA
Perkinsus marinus ATCC 50983 is the source of this 942-nucleotide messenger RNA. RefSeq names its product 3-demethylubiquinone-9 3-methyltransferase, putative. The transcript is spliced from 9 exons. The record is from RefSeq and is a predicted model, not a curated record. The coding region runs from base 1 to 942 and encodes 313 amino acids. Lineage: Eukaryota; Perkinsozoa; Perkinsida; Perkinsidae.